AUGGUCGACUACUCUAAGUGGGACGCGCUCGACGUCGGCGCCGACGGCGACGACGACGACGCCGCGCGCCGCCGCGGCGCGCCGCGGGUCACGCGUCUGGAGGGCCCGAGCCGCGUGACGUUCGGAGGGCCGAACCUCGAUCGCGACGCGAUCGUCGCGGAGGUGCGCGCGCCGGAUCCGGACGCGCGUCCUCCGCCUGAUCCACCGCGGCGGUCGUCCGCGAUCGACUACGCGCGGUUCGAUCGCGUCGCCGCGGACGUCUCCAGCAGCGACGACGAGCGAGAGUACUUCGAAGACGACGCGUGGGCGUUGAAGCACGGACUAAGAGCGCCUCCGAGCGCGUCCGACGCGUCAAAAGCAGUCGUGGGGCCGAGGAGGGAGUACGUCGGCGCGAUGCCGCCGCCGUCGGAGCCGCCGCCGGGGUACUUCCCGAAGACGCGAGGGAUCGGCGAGCCGUCGCCGCCGCCCAUCGGGAACGCGAGGACGGUGCGUCUGACGGGGACGACGCCGGCGACGGCGGCGGCGAACGCGAUGGCGAUGGCGAACGCGCAGCCGGCGAACGCGGCGAACGCGGCGAACGCGGCGGGCUCGAGCGGCGACGACGCGACGACAGCCGCGAGUAAGGCGGCGUCCGCGUUUGCGGCGCGCAAAGAGAAGUUCACGCUCAACGGCGGCGAGGAGAGGGAGAGCGAGAGUUCCGGCGGGCGCUACGUGUGGUGCCAAGACGAGAGAGAGGCGACGAUCAGCGCGUUCGCGCCCGCCGGCGCCAAGGCGAAGGACGUCGUCGUGAAGUGCACGCCGACGAAGAUAAGCGUAACGCACAUGGGCCACACGUUACUCGACGACGAGUUCGCGCAUCCGAUAGACCCCGAGCACCGCGACCGCGACGACGAGAUCAACGGGCACCUGGACGAUUACGACGCGUGCGAUAACUUUGAAUUCGGCGACUGGGAGCUGUGCGACUACGAGCCGCGCGGCGUCGGCGACGAGCGACGGUGCGUGCGCGUCACGGUGCGAAAGAAGAACCUCGGGAUGAUGACGCACUGGUGGCGCCGCGCGACGAAGCGCGGCGACGAGAUCCCCGUGGAGGCGCUCAAGACGCGGAAGCCCGGAAAGGGCGAGGAGAGUCACCGGGUGUGGGAGGAGGCGCAGGCGAUGUUCAAGGAGAAGGUGGCGGCGCGACGGCCCCCCGUGAUGAUCGACCGCGAGACCGGGGAGGUGGUUCCGCCGGAGGAUUAG
Messenger RNA from Micromonas pusilla CCMP1545, 1239 nucleotides. RefSeq lists its product as uncharacterized. The transcript has 2 exons. Bases 1 to 1239 code for a protein of 412 amino acids. The record is from RefSeq and is a predicted model, not a curated record. Lineage: Eukaryota; Viridiplantae; Chlorophyta; Mamiellophyceae; Mamiellales; Mamiellaceae.